AUGCGUCUUUUCAACGCUCCAUUGCUGCUAAACUUUUUUCUUGUGAUCGCCGUUUUCACGGUUCUCGUCACAGCUGAUGAUCAAGGUGGUCAGAACUGCAUGCCGUGCUAUCCACACUCCCCACCACUGCCAUAUCCGUCGCCUCCUCCACCACCGCCAUAUCCGUCGCCUCCUCCGCCAUCACCACGGCCACCGUCUCACAAGAAGCCGCCAAGUAAUCAACUCUGCCCUCCGCCUCCCUCGUCGUUCGUAUACAUAACUGGUCCGCCGGGGGAGUUGUAUCCUAUUGACGAAAACUUCAACGGCGCCGCCGGGAAUUUGGUCACAAGGACGUUGCCUCUUUUCAUCAGCUGUGGAUUGUUGGGUCUUCUGGUUUUAAUAUGA
Molecule: messenger RNA, 384 nt
Organism: Carya illinoinensis
Lineage: Eukaryota; Viridiplantae; Streptophyta; Magnoliopsida; Fagales; Juglandaceae
Product: mulatexin-like
Exons: 1
Coding region: 1-384 (127 amino acids)
Source: RefSeq, a predicted model, not a curated record